Molecule: messenger RNA, 2229 nt
Organism: Candidozyma auris
Lineage: Eukaryota; Fungi; Ascomycota; Pichiomycetes; Serinales; Metschnikowiaceae
Product: nucleotide diphosphatase/phosphodiesterase
Exons: 1
Coding region: 1-2229 (742 amino acids)
Biological process (GO): nucleoside triphosphate metabolic process
Molecular function (GO): nucleoside triphosphate diphosphatase activity; ribonucleoside triphosphate phosphatase activity
Source: RefSeq, a predicted model, not a curated record
AUGCCCGUGGAGCACGGUAGACCUCACGCCGUUGAUGUUCCGAUUCUGGACUUGGAUCACCCAGAAGAUGACGAUACUUUCUUCGAAAACACUUCCGAUACAGCGUUCCUUGAGCCCCUAGAUUACGAGAAUCCAGAUGCUCUUCGCAGUCAUGAGCACCCACGAGGGCUCUGGAACAAAGUGAGAGCGUACUUUAACGGGCCCGAGGCAUUUAGACCUGAGUCAUACGAAAUGGUGGACAGAAACGGACCCAGCUCGGAAUCGUUUGAGAUUAGCGAUAGUGAUGAUGCUAGAGACGAGGCCUACAUGAACCAGAAGCUCAAUGAAAGCAAAGUGGCCAGGCUAAAGAAGACAACCCAUUGGGUAGUAGCCGUGGCGGCGUUUCUGUUAUUUGUGACGUGGCUUUCGUAUGCAUACUUUUGGCGGGAUCCCAAGGAUUCCGAUAAGAAGGUGGGUGAAUUUGACGCUGGCAAGCGUCUUCUAUCAAACAGUACACACACUUUUUACCCCACAACGAUAAUUGUGUCGCUAGAUGGGUUUCAUCCGCAUUAUGUCUCACCUCAAAGAACGCCAGCACUUCAUAGCAUGAUGGUCAAUGACUACGGUGCUCCUUACAUGACACCAUCCUUCCCUUCUUCUACGUUCCCCAACCACUGGACUUUGAUCACAGGACUCUAUCCUUCGGAGCAUGGGAUAGUGGGGAACACGUUCUGGGAUCCAAAACUAGAGAAACAGUUUGUCAAUACGGAUCCUAAACGAGGUCUUGACCCUGAUUUUUGGAGGGGCGGUGAAGCCAUCUGGACAACGGCACAUAAACAGGGCGUCAAGUCGGCAGUUCACAUGUGGCCCGGCAGCGAGGUGCCAGGAAUUGGGGAAAAUGGACCCAUGGAGGUGGACCGCUAUAAUGGGACUGAAUUACUUACGUCAAAGAUAGAUCGAGUCAUGGGAUGGCUAGAUCGAGAGGAUAUCAAGAAGAGACCCGAGCUCAUACUAACCUAUGUUCCUACAAUUGACCAGUACGGCCACAAGUUUGGAAUCAGUGGCUCCAACCUCACAGACGCCUUGCGUUAUGUGGAUGAUUUCAUUGCACUUAUGCUUCACGAGAUCGAGAGCAGGAACUUGAAUGAGAUCGUGAAUUUGGUCAUUGUGAGCGAUCACGGUAUGGCACCAACAUCAAACGACAGGCUUUUGUUCAUCGAUGAUGUUGUCGAUUUGGCCAAAGUUGAUCACAUUGACGGAUGGCCCCUCUUCGGUUUGAGACCACAGAAGGGUGUCUCGCCAGAACAAUUGUACAAGGAACUCGAGGAAGGCUUCAAGAAGCUUGACGAAAAAAUCAGAGCAGGCUUCAGUUACUACAAAGUAGAAGACUUCCCCAAAGAAUGGCAGUUUGGGGGUACGAAUGAUGCUCAUGCAUUCAAUUACAGAUUGGCUCCGGUCUGGGUCGUGCCAAAAGUGGGUUAUGCCAUCACUACUCAUCAGAAUUUCAAAGAAAAAGGAAAUAAUUACACUCCAAAGGGAGUUCAUGGCUACAACAAUACCGAGCUUCUCAUGAGAGCAAUAUUCAUGGGUAGGGGACCUUACUUCAGACAGAAAUUGGCAGAUCAUAAGAAAGUUUUGCCUUUUGCUAACACGAAUGUUUACAAUAUACUUUGUGAGUCGCUCGAAAUCAAGCCUUCUCCAAACAAUGGAUCUGCUGUGGGCAGUGAUGACUUUGUGAUCUCCAAAGGCAGCCGUCUUCCAGAGGACUGGAAUGAUCUACUGGUUUACCCAGGGUUAUCCUUCGAAGUUAGUCACAUAGUCAAGGAUGCAACUUACGACUUGCUCUGGAGAAAACCAAGCGGGCGUACAGCUGCCACGACGAUAACGGUCAGCAGUAAUACAAAGCCAGGAAAGAGCUUGAUCUCAGAAGAUUCUUUGCUUGGUAGCUUAUCUACAGAGACUCUACCCAAACCAAGCGACUUUGAGCAGGCAAUUACACAAGCUGCAGAACACGACAGCUCAUCUGAUGACUCAGAUGAGGAUUCUGAGAAGCAAGGGGACUCUUCGGGAAUUUCAGAGUCUCCUGAGUCAGGGGACUCAGACAAGUCAGGGGACUCAGACAAGUCAGAGGAUGAAAAAGAAUCCUCACACAAUCUUAUGGACGAUCUAGGGACUGUUGCUGAUGACAUAGGAGACAUAAUCCAUGAGGGUUUUGAUGCCUUGAAGGGAUUUUUUGGUGGCGGUAACUAG